AUGGCCGACCAAAUCCAUCGUGUGACGAUGUUCAAGAUCCCCGACAAGGAGAACCAGGCGAAGCUCAUUAGUGCCUACGCCAAAGUCAACCAGGCAGACCAAAAGGACGGUAAACCUUGCAUCAAAUCCCUCGUCGUCGGUUCCGCAAAGGAGGACCCCCGCUCCCAAGGCUACACGGUCGUGUGCAAAACGGAGUUCGCCUGUAUGGACGACAUGAAGUUCUAUGACAACGAGUGCCCUGCGCACGGCGAGUUCAAGAACACUGCCAGAACGCUGGGCGUUGAGGGCGUCUUGACGGUGUACUUUACGCCUGGUUUGAUUGCCUGA
This is a messenger RNA of Akanthomyces muscarius, 327 nucleotides long. RefSeq lists its product as uncharacterized. The transcript has 2 exons. Lineage: Eukaryota; Fungi; Ascomycota; Sordariomycetes; Hypocreales; Cordycipitaceae. The record is from RefSeq and is a predicted model, not a curated record. Bases 1 to 327 code for a protein of 108 amino acids.